AGAAGUGUUAGUACUAUAAAUCAUGGUGAAUAGCAAAUUACAUUUGCAAAAGGAGAGAUAGAAGGAGGAUGCAGAUAGGGUGGGGAGAUGUGUACAAAGUAGUAGAGGCCAUGGCGCCGCUAUACGUAGCGUUGCUAUUAGGUUACGGGUCAAAGCGCAUGUUCAAGGCGGAAGAAUGCGACGCCAUAAACCGUUUCAACUGCUAUUUCAUCCUCCCUUUCUUCACCUUCCACUUCACCGCCAGCGUCAAUCCCUACACCUUCAACUUUCGUUUCCUAGCCGCGGACGUUGUUGCAAAAGCAGUUGUUGGUGCAGCCUUGGUUUUGUGGUGUAAGGCGGGGUUUGGCUUUGCGUGGGCCAUCACCUCCUUCUCUCUCUCCAGCUUCAACAACACCCUGGUGGUCGGGGUGCCUUUGCUCAAGGCCAUGUAUGGCGACGCGGGAGAGCAUCUUGUUAUACAGUCGUCCGUCAUACAGUCUCUCCUCUGGUUCCCCAUUCUCCUCUGCUUGCUUGAAUUCCGCCGUGCCAAACUACUUUCUUCUUCAUCUAAUAUUCAUCGUCAUAUUAAUGUUCAUACUGAUGAAUCUGUUGUUGUUGCCAACGGAGAUCAUGGUUGUACCAUUAUCGAUACCACCGCAUCACCCUUCUCCUCGUCUAGUUUCUGUUCAACUAUCAAGAUAGUCGGAAUGAAGCUUCGAAAGAAUCCCAAUUGCUAUGCUUGUGUCCUUGGACUCGUUUGGGCUCUAUUAGCAAACAGGUGGGAUAUUGUGAUGCCUCCGAUGGUGGAUGGAUCGAUUCAGAUAAUGGCAAAGGCGGGAAGUGGGGUGGCCAUGUUCACUAUGGGGCUGUUCAUGGCGCUGCAAGAGAAGAUAAUAGCUUGUGGCGUAGGGCUAAGCAUGUACGGUAUGUGUCUGAGAUUUGUAUGCGGACCGCUUAUCACAGGCGUUAGCGCUCUCGCUUUGGGCUUGCGCUCAGACAUCCUCGCUAUCGUUAUUAUACAGGCGGCUCUCCCGCAGGCGAUAACCUGCUUCAUGUUUGCUCAGGAGUAUAGCUUGCACGCUAACGUACUCAGCACCGCGGUCAUUUUCGGCACAAUCGCAUCCCUUCCUCUCUUGAUUGCUUACUAUGUCAUUCUAGAUAUUCUUGUUCAUUAAUUAUAUAAAUUGUGAUUGUGAGAAUGAAGAGCAAUGGAUUGAUCCUCACUUUCUAAAUAAAGACAUCACUAUCUAGUGGGAUUUUCAAAUUCA
Messenger RNA from Salvia hispanica, 1247 nucleotides. RefSeq names its product auxin efflux carrier component 5-like. The record is from RefSeq and is a predicted model, not a curated record. Gene Ontology annotation, biological process: auxin export across the plasma membrane; auxin polar transport. NCBI's taxonomy places the organism in Eukaryota, Viridiplantae, Streptophyta, Magnoliopsida, Lamiales, Lamiaceae. Gene Ontology annotation, molecular function: auxin efflux transmembrane transporter activity. Gene Ontology annotation, cellular component: endoplasmic reticulum; plasma membrane.